AUGGAGCGACUCUUCUCCUUUAAUUCCAUACGACCGGAUUCAAAAUUAUUUAUUUCAGAAUUCUAUUUAGCUGGAGAACCAUUGCGAUUCUUAUAUGGGUUGUUCUAUACUUCUCAAUUUUCAACUUGGCAAAAAUUUGCUGACCAGCGAGAGCUCAAAUUUGGGGACUAUAUUCGGUCAACCACGGUGAUCUGUACUUGGGAGAUAGAGUCUACGGUUUCUUCAUUCAAGGAAGUUAAGCCACCAGUGGAGUCAACUGAAAUUCCUGCUUCAAUAGUCCAAGAAGAAUCCGAUGGUGAUCUGGAGGUGGGAUCGUAUAAGUCGGCAACGCACACACCCAAAGAGUCAAGAUUUGAACUGAAAGGUAAAGCCUCUGAACUCCAAGAUAGUUCAGAUGUGGAAGUUGAAAAUUCGGAUGAAAAUGAUACUUCUCGUGGAGUACUUUCUGUGAACUUAAUUGAUAAUGGUGCUGACUUUGUGCAAGAAAUUGAUGAAUAUGAGAAAUUGUCUGGAUAUAGAUCAAUGUGUCUCAGUCCAGUCGAUGAUUACUUGCUUUACUAUUCUAUAGUUGAUGAUGAACUGUUGAAUUGUGUUGAUGAUAACGUUGCCUCUUUAGAGAAUUCGGUUGAUGCUUCUGUGAAUUGCAAUGAAAAGGGUGAAUUUGUGCGUUCCUAUGAUUUUGAAAAAUUCUUACAUGUGGAUCUCGAGGGAAAUGAGUGCCCUGUUAACGUUGUCGUGGCAGAUGAGCUUAUGUAUUCUGAUGAUGAGCAUUUGAUUGCUGAUGAUUGGUUGUCAUGUGGUGUGUUUAACCCCUUUGAAGAUAGUACUGGAUUGCUAUGUUGUAUUAUUAAGGGUUCAUUUGAUCUUGUCAAGUGGGAGAAAUAUAUUGAGAGUUCUAUGUUUGUUAAAGGGUCAUUUUUUGAUGAUCCGGGUGGUCUGAAAAUCAACUACUGUGAAAGUGAUUGUGUGACUAUAGAGCCAAAAACGUUAGAGAUGUCAGAAUAUGCUAUUGAUGCUAAUGUGUUUAGUCAUUUUAAAAACAGUAAUGAAAUGCAUUUCAACUAUGAAGAUCGUGGUGUUAAUCAACCUACCGCUGCUUAUGAUGCAAAAUUUACUGUACACAGACUUAGUGAGGAUGAUCUUAAGAGUCUUGAUAUGUUUCUAGUUGCAAAAAGUGAUACUGGUGUACUGGGAACUAGUAUUGGGUUAUAUGGAGUAGGAACCGGAACUCAUGCGACUGUGGAGUAUAAAGCCACCAAUAUGAAUGCUGAUUUCCUGGUCCAUACGGGAAUUUCCUUACUCUCGGUUCAUAGAAAUCUUGUUGGUUGCAACAGUGGGGUAAACGAAGUAUUCCAGUCUUCGAAUGACGUGGUUUUUUGUAUUUCGGCUGCACUGUUACAUAAGUUUUCGAACUCUAAACUGACUGAGUCGAACUGCAACAAUGUUGAUGCUGAUUUAGAAGGUCUUACUGAUGCUUCUUCAUUGUCUACUGAUGACUCGAUCGCUGAUUUUGUGGUUUUCCAUGAAAUAAUGAUUGCUGAAAAAUGGGGACGCGAAAUAAGUAAUGGUUUGCAACGUCUUGUAACUGGAAAAAGUUGUAGUUUUGUUAUUGACCCUGGUGAUCAGUUAAUAACGCCGAAAGGAUUUUGUGAAAUAUUCCCAAAAAGAGAACUGCAAGCUAGAGAAUUCUGCCCUAAUUUAAUUCAUAUUGAUGUUAUCUUUGUUCUUCUGGGUGAAUGGAACGAUGUUGUGAUUAAUCCUGCCUAUAGUUGUGUUCUGGUGGUCAUUCUUCUCAUAUCAGUUGUUGAUGCUCCGUCAAGUGUUAUAGGGACCAGUGUGGCUGCUCCUAAUACUGCAAGGCACAAGCUACACUCUGAAAUUGGUUUCCACCUUCUAGGCUUGAGGUCAAGCCUUACUUUAGUGGGAGAGGAGGUACGAAUUCCUAGGUCUUGUGUUAAUGAAGUUGUAGGUUCAGUGAAUAUUGCUAAAUGGUUGAAUUGGGUUAAAAGACCUACUUGUUUCAAGGGUGGAACUACUUCUUCCGAAUUAGAAACAGUAGCAUUUAGUAGAGUUUUUUAUCUCGAUUUAUUUGGGAACUAUCAAUAUGCUGUUAGAGAAGUUGGAUUGAUUAAUACCUCUGAGAAUUGCAAAAUGAAGCAAGUGUUUUUCUUGAAGAAGUUUUCUUGGGUUUGCUUCUAUGCUGCUUAUGAUGGCUGUUGCAUCGGUGGGUUGGAUGACUGUGUUGGUGCUGUCAAUCCAAUCAGCAGUAAAGGUCAUGAUGUAACGCACACACCCAACGAGUCAAUCUUUGACCUGAAAGGUAAAGCCUCUGAACUCCAAGAUAGUUCAAAUGUGGAAGUUGAAAAUUCGGAUGAAAAUGAUACUUCUCAUGGAGUACUUUUUGUGAACUUAAUUGAUAAUGGUGUUGACUUUGUGCAAGAAAUUGAUGAAUAUGAGAAAUUGUCUGGAUAUAGAUCAAUGUGUCUCAGUCCAGUCAAUGAUUACUUGCUUUACGAUUCUAUAGUUGAUGAUGAACUGUUGAAUUGUGUUGAUGAUAACGUUGCCUAUUUAGAGACUUCGGUUGAUGCUUCUGUGAAUUGCAAUGAAAAGGAUGAGCUUAUGUAUUCUGAUGAUGAGCGUUUGAUUGCUGAUGAUUGGUUGUCAAGUAGUGUGUUUAACCCCUUUGAAGAGCCAAAAACGUUAGAGAUGUCAGAAUAUGCUAUUGAUGCUAAUGUGUUUAGUCAUUUUAAAAAAAGUAAUGAAAUGCAUUUCAACUGUGAAGAUCGUGGUGUUAAUCAACCUACCGCUGCGUAUGAUGCGAAAUUUAUUGUACACAGACUUAGUGAGGAUGAUCUUAAGAGUCUUGAUCUGUUUCUAGUUGCAAAAAGUGAUACUGGUGUACUGGGAACUAGUAUUGGAAAUCUUGUUGGUUGCAACAGUGCGGUAAACGAAGUAUUCCAGUCUUCGAAUGACGUGGUUUUUUGUAUUUCGGCUGCACUGUUACAUAAGUUUUCGAACUCUAAACUGGCUGAGUCGAACUGCAACAAUGUUGAUGCUGAUUUAGAAGGUCUUAUUGAUGCUUCAUUGUCUAUGGAUGACUCGAUCGCUGAUUUUGUGGUUUUCCAAGAAAUAAUGAUUGAUGAAAAUGGGGACGGGAAAGUCAAUAAGGGUAAAUUCCUCUAUUUUGAAAAUAUUGUUCUAAGUGGAGUCAAUGAAGAAAAAGGACAUGUUCUUCAUGAAUUUGAUGAUUAUGUUAUUCCGUAUCCUGAUUAUAACGUUAGUGUUGCUGGUUUGCUGCUUGGUGAUGCGUCGAGUGGUCUGUUGAUGGAUAAUGCCAAGGAUCCUGAGUUUUUGAUUGAAAUUGAUAAAAGAAUGGCAGUAAGUAAUGGUUUGCAACGUCUUGUAACUGAAAAAAUUUGUAGUUUUGUUAUUGACCCUGGUGAUCAGUUAAUACAGCCGAAAGGAUUCUGUGAAAUAUUCCCAAAAAGAGAACUGCAAGUUAGAGAAUUCUGCCCUAAUUUAAUUCGUAUUGAUGUUAUCUUUUUUCUUUUGGGUGAAUGGAACGAUGUUGUGAUUAAUCCUGCCUAUAGUUGUGUUCUGGUGGUCAUUCUUCUCAUCUCAAUUGUUGAUGCUCCAUCAGGUGUUAUAGGGACCAGCGUGAUUGCUCCCAAUACUGCAAGACACAAGGUACACUCUGAAAUCGGCUUCCACCUUCUAGGCUUGAGGUCAAGCCUUACUUUAAUGAGAGAGGAGGUACGAAUUCCUAGGUCUUGUGUUAAUGAAGUUGUAGUGGGGCUUAGUGAGAAUGUUUUGUCUGAAAGUGGUUCUUGUGCAUUUAGAAAUCAUGGUUUUAUUCUAUAUUUUUGUACAAGAAAAUGUUAUAAAUCUUGGUCUGAAAGUGUCUCUAGUUUCAAGGGGGGUACCAUUGUGAUACAUGUGAAUUCUCCUUGUAUUAUUAUUGCUAGAAAUGAGAACAAGGAUUUAAAACUAGAUAGAAAUGACCUUAUGCAGUAUGAACCAGAAAUAGGUUCCGUAGUUAAUAUUGAAGCAAUGUGUUUAUGGGAGGCUGUUGCAUCUGGUGGGUUGGAUGACUGUGUUGGUGCUGUCAAUCCAAUCAGUAGUAAAGGUCAUGAUGUAACGCAUACACCCAACGAGUCAAGCUUUGACCUAAAAGGUAAAGCCUCUGAACUCCAAGAUAGUUCAAAUGUGGAAGUUGAAAAUUCGGAUGAAAAUGAUACUUCUCUUGGAGUACUUUUUGUGAACUUAAUUGAUAAUGGUGCUGACUUUGUGCAAGAAAUUGAUGAAUAUGAGAAAUUGUCUGGAUAUAGAUCAAUGUGUCUCAGUCCAGUCGAUGAUUACUUGCUUUACAAUUCUAUAGUUGAUGAUGAAUUGUUGAAUUGUGUUGAUGAUAACGUUGCCUCUUUAGAGACUUCGGUUGAUGCUUUUGUGAAUUGCAAUGAAAAGGGUGAAUUUGUGCGUUCCUAUGAUUUUGAAAAAUCCUUACAUGUGGAUCUUGAGGGAAAUGAGUGCCCUGUUGAUGUUGUCGUGGUAGAUGAGCUUAUGUAUUCUGAUGAUGAGCGUUUGAUUGCUGAUGAUUGGUUGUCAAGUAGUGUGUUUAACCCCUUUGAAGGUAGUACUGGAUUGCUAUGUUGUAUUAUUAAGGGUUCAUUUGAUCUUGUCAAGUGGGGGAAAUAUAUUGAGAGUUCUAUGUUUGUUAAAGGGUCAUUUUUUGAUGAUCCGGGUGGUCUGAAAAUCAACUAUUGUGAAAGUGAUUGUGUGACUAUACAGCCAAAAACGUUAGAGAUGUCAGAAUAUGCUAUUGAUGCUAAUGUGUUUAGUCAUUUUAAAAACAGUAAUGAAAUGCAUUUCAACAGUGAAGAUCAUGGUAUUAAUCAACCUACCGUUGCUUAUGAUGCAAAAUUUAUUGUAGACAGACUUAGUGAGGAUGAUCUUAAGAGUCUUGAUCUGUUUCUAGUUGCAAAAAGUGAUACUAGUGUACUGAGAACUAGUAUUGGGUUAUAUGGAGUAGGAAUCGGAACUCAUGCGACUGUGGAGUAUAAAGCCACCAAUAUGAAUGCUGAUUUCCUGGUCCAUACGUACUCUCGGUUCAUAGAAAUCUUGUUGGUUGCAACAGUGGGAGUCAAUGAAGAAAAAGGACAUGUUCUUGAUGAAUUUGAUGAUUAUGUUAUUCCGUAUCCUGAUUAUAACGUUAGUGUUGCUGGUUUGCUGCUUCGUGAUGCGCCGAGUGGUCUGUCGAUGGAUAAUGCCAGCUUGAGGUCAAGCCUUACUUUAGUGGGAGAGGAGGUACGAAUUGCUAGGUCUUGUGUUAAUAAAGCUGUUGGUAAAGUUGGGUAUUUGAAUGAUACUCUUAAGCUGCUCUUCCAAAAUACUCUUGUUGAUAUCAUGUGUGAAUCUCCCUUGUUUACUGAAGUUAAUUUGAAUCACGAUAGUAAUACAGGUUCAGUGAAUAUUGCUAAAUGGUUGAAUUGGGUUGAAAGAACUACGUGUUUUAAGGGUGGAAUUGCUACUUCCGAAUUAGAAACAGUAGCAUUUAGUAGAGUCUUUUAUCUCAAUUUAUUUGGGAACUAUCAAUGUGUUGUUAGAGAAGUUGGAUUGAUUAAUACCUCUGAGAAUUGCAAAAUGAAGCAAGUGUUUCUCUUGAAGAAGUUUUCUUGGGUUUGCUUCUUUGCUGCUUAUGAUGAAAUCAUAGUUUUAUUCGAUAUUUUUGUACAAGAAAAUGAUAGAAAUCUUGGUCUAAAAGUGUCUCUAGUUUCAAGGGGGUAUGAACCAGAAAUAGGUUCCAUAGUUAAUAUUGAAGCAAUGUGUUUAUGGGAGGAUGUUGCAUCUGGUGGGUUGGAUGCAUGUGUUGGUGCUGUCAAUCCAAUCAGCAGUAAAGGUCAUGAUAUAAUAGAGUCUAUUUUUGAGGAAUUGGAUCGGUAUGAUGUGGAAGAUCAAAUGUUUCAAAGGUGUGGUAGUAUUCAGGGUGUUGUUUGA
Messenger RNA from Oldenlandia corymbosa var. corymbosa, 5994 nucleotides. Lineage: Eukaryota; Viridiplantae; Streptophyta; Magnoliopsida; Gentianales; Rubiaceae. The record is from the annotation of a GenBank genome assembly.